Messenger RNA from Helianthus annuus (common sunflower), 999 nucleotides. RefSeq names its product leucine-rich repeat extensin-like protein 5. The coding region runs from base 1 to 999 and encodes 332 amino acids. Lineage: Eukaryota; Viridiplantae; Streptophyta; Magnoliopsida; Asterales; Asteraceae. The record is from RefSeq and is a predicted model, not a curated record. The transcript has 2 exons.
AUGCCGCCGAGGUUUAGAAGAGGUAGAGGCAAAGCCCCAGUGACGGGCCAUGACCACGAGGCCGGGCCUUCCCACCGGCGCACACCAUCGAUCACCAUGAGCACUAGCCCCCAAGAACCUUGGAGGACCUACAUAGAACCAGGGAGGCGAUCUGUCUCUCUAAGCUCAUCACCGUCUUACCACCACUCAUUCGGGCCACAGUCUGAAAAUAAGCCCAACAACCCCCAACCUUCAUUCAUACCUCUUCAGCGAUCGAAUUCGCACCAUUCAUUCGGCGACCCCACUCCUGCUUUUCAGAGCCGGUUCAACUCGGCUAACUACAUUCAAGAGCCCGUGGGUUUUAACCCAUUGGGACCAGAGGACCACUUCUCCAGCGAUCACGUCAUGGAUAUGGACGAGGACACAGACCCCGUCGAACCAGCAACCGGGACCCCAAACCACCCCAUCGAGAUCUCUGAUGGGUCCUCGUUUCAUGGAUCGCCUUACCGCGGUUCGGAUAGCUAUCAGGCGAGGUUCAACCAGAUUGAGUGGUAUUUUACACCCUCUGGGCACUCGUCUCCAUACCACCAGCAGCAGCAGCAGAAUCCUUCUGUGGAUUCUCACUUUGUGGCAGUCACUCCGCCGCCAUCACCACCAGUACAGCAGCCGCCUCUAGAACCACCGAGGCCACGAAGAUCAAACGCAUGGAUGUCCGUGCGGGGAGAGGUCGACCCAUAUCAAGCAGCAUGGGAUUACAAUGCUCUUCAUCCUGAAGGGCCAUACGGUGGUCCUUGGACCACUGGGUACCCACCUUAUGUGUACCAGCACCCGUCACCUCCUCAACCUCUGUAUCAGCAGCCGCCGCAGCCGCAACUGAUCCUGCCGGAACGCCAACAAGAGGUUCUCGAUAGAUUGGACAAAUGUGAGCGGGAUAUUCAAGCAGAUCGCAGAAACAACCGAGGCUUCUUCAAGGGUUUGUCAGACCUGAUCAAGGGGAAGUCCAAACGAAGGGAUUAUUGA